AUGUUCCUAGUAGUGAAAUACAGAGCUAUUGAUUACAACUCUGAGGUAUCUGUGAGCCGCAGGGUGAUGAGUUCACUAACGCUCCCGGUUCCGGUCCAGCUGGACGAUAACAUGGACACACCCUCGGGGAGGCUGCAGGAUUCGUACCGCAGACCGUGGUGUGGGAGUGUUGGCACCCUGUAUAAGCUGGAGCACACAGGCUCUGUGGUAGAUUAUCUGAAGGCAGAGCUGCAUCCUGUGGACCGUAUGGAAAGUGUGUGUGUUUGUGUGUGUAGGUUUAUCGUGUGCGCGGGUGAUUUGGAGAAGGACGUGGUUCUGAGCUCUAACCUCGCGUCUCCGAGGUGUCUGAACUCACAGGAAGCUCUCUGUCUGCUGAACAGAGGAGAGGGAGCCGCCGGCCAGGAGGAAUGGACAGAGAGCUUCACCGAGGUCGAUGUACACUCCAUCUGCUUCAGUGAGCAAGACCUCUUCCUUCCUGAGGAGGUGUUAUUCAGUGAUAACUGGCUGAAGAGUCAUCUCCCUUCUCUCCCUACCUUACUGAAGAGGUUAAAACCUUAUCCUGUGCCAGAUCUACUGGAUCUCCAUCAGACCGGAUCACCUCUCAUCGAGGAUUUCUCGCCAUACUCCUGUGUGUGGUAUGAUGCGGCUGCGAGCUGCUCCACUCCUCCCUGGGGUAUUGAUGAGUUCAGAAAUGAGACGAUUCUGGAUGCAGAAGAUCUCAAGCUGCCAGAUUUUAUCGAAACCGAUUUUCCUCAGAAGCAAGAACUCCUCCCUUGUCAUCUCGUUAAACUGCAGGAAGCUCUGAAGCUGAGUCCAGAACCAGAUGAAGAACCCAUAUCUGUAUUAGACACCCUCAGGAGAGCAGGCAUGGAGACAUCACCAGAGUGGGAGAGGUUCAGUGCUCCUCUGACUGACAUCACUGACUCCGCCGCUGAAAGAGUGAUGUCUCCAUUUCCUUUCAGUUCCUAUGUGGAACUGGAGAUGGACCUGAUACUGUCGCCUCUUGCUCCUCCUCCUCCUCCUGCUUCUCCUGACUGGAAGGAUGGGGCUGAACUGUUUCAGUACACCGUUCAGCUCUCAGCUGAGACACUGUCACCUGUCCACAGAGUGCUUUUGCUGUCGGACAGUGAGCGUGAGGUCCUGGAGAAAGGCGUGUGGGUGGCAGAGAAACAUCCUCCAUGUGUAGAUCGGCUUCUGCUCUCGGAGCCGAGGAGACCUGCACCUCCAGUGACACAUCACACUCUCCCUGACCUGCUCUCCUCACUGCAGGCUGAGCCGGAACCUGAUGACCUGGUCAGAUCCCACUUCAUUUCACUCCUACAACUGAUGACCCCUGACCCCAUUCUCAAACAGGCACUCACUAUAGAGACACACACAGCCGUGAACACACUGUGGCCAGAGGUGACCACGACGGACCAGUUCACACCGCUCUCUCUCUCUCAGAUAGACGACUUGCUGUGUGACUCUGAGACUGUGGUGCACGCAGCUUCACCCGUUGUGGAGCGUAAAGCUACACAGACCACUGUUCCUGCUGGGGUAAGAGAGAGCAAAACCGCCACAUUUCUGCUAGAGGACCACGAUUCUCUCGAACCAAACAGAAACAAAGACAGCGCUCGGUCCAAGUCCAGUCCAGCUUCUUGCCAUCCAUCGACCGGGAAUACUCAAACUAGUGAUAUGUCUGAAAACACGGCCAAACGCUUGAGCCUGCUGAAGUCUGGAUUAAAACCAGCUCCUUAUCAUUAUUCAGUAAAAAACACUCAUGCUGAUAAAAGUGACCCCAGUGUCUCUAAGACACAGGAGAACUCACAGAAAUCAGGUUCUCUCAUGCAUUCAGUGAGAGGACCAUACACAAACACAAGCCGGCUGAAGUCAUUACACACAGCCGCACACAAGCUCCUGACAACAGACAACCAAAUCGAGAUGACUAGAACCGUCAAUAAUCCAAAUGGUACAAGUUACACACACACUUUCUCUGAGAAUGCAACACUUCAGAAGCGAAGCUUUCGACUGCAGUACACAUACACGGCGUCUCAAACUUAUUCAGCAGAAAACACCAAGACAAACCUGAACACUUCUACACACACAGUUAGUGUGAGGAAUCCUAAUAAACUGUCCUCUGAGAUCACCACUGUAGUCAGAGAUCUGAGUCUGUGCUGUACACCAAGGAUAUACUCAACAACUGCUCAGAUAGAACAGCAGUUAGAGAUCCACAACAACACCAAUCAUCAUCAUCAUCAUCAUGAACCCCAGAACAGAGCAGGUUCCUUACCAACCCCGGAGCAGGAACAGAAAUCAUUAAACAAAGCCAUUGCUUCAAAGCAACUGCUUUUGUCUAACCCGAGUCACACACAUCGCCUGUUUUCUGAGAAUGCUACUGAGAACGAAGACUCCAGUGUCCAGCAGACGAAGAUGACUUACAGUUAUUCAGCCACUCGCACUCCCAGUAAUCCUACCAGUCAUCCCAGUAAUACUCCUGAGAUUCCAGCCAGAAGCUAUGUUCUACUGAAUUCUUCAUCAACCCCACUCCCUCACAGAGGGACACACACUCCAAAUGAUUCAAGCAAGCCGCUCACUAUGCGCCAGAAUUCAGGAGUGACCCCAACACUGUCCAGACCUGCUUGCCAAAGAGAGGAAAGAACCCCACAUCCAGCACCAAGGAGCAGCAGUGGAAGGAAAAACAGGAGGUCAUCUGUCUGCAGACCUCAGGAGUACCUGGACCCUGUGACGUCCUUUAUGAUGUUGAGAGGUGUCCUGAGGUCUACAGUGGAACAAAAACCUGAAGUAACACCACUGUCCAGCACAGUGACAGAGCUUUCUCAGAAGUCGACACUGAAGCCCACAGAUUGUUCAGGUCGAAGGGCGCUGCAGCAGGCCACAGAGAUGAAGACAGGCGAUGUGGUCAGCCCUGCUGUUCCGGAAAGAUCCUUCUGUAAAACUGUACAUGUGCCACCCACAGACACAGAGAGAGGUGCAUACAGGGAGCUGCAUGCACUGGCCUGUCCUGUCCUUUACAGGGUGACUGAGUCAGGUGCUCUGAGACAUACAGACUUCAGUAACCUGACUCCUGAACACACACGAUUCUGUCUCAAACAGCAGGAGAAGAUGCUCAGUGCAGGACAUGGCAGGGAAUGUGUGUAUAACGAUGUAGGCUUGCUUCAUAUCUUGGUCACAUUAAAGGAGCUGCUGCUCAGGUGUGACCUCAACACUGCAACAGGUCAUCUGGAGAAGGCAUACUCCACCUGUACUAUGGGUGGUCUGGGAGAGCUGCUGAGGAAGUUUCAGGUGCUGCAGUAUCUAAGCAGGAAGUGGAUGGAGCCUCAGCUCAGAGUGAAGUACCUGCAGGAGCAGAUCCACAUCUGGCUGCAAAGAACAUCUGUUCAGAAAAUUCUGAUUGUGGUGGCAGUGGACAAUGUGAGGGCGGAGUUAGUGAUGGCUCUGGGUCAGAUUCCAGGAAACUCUGUAGCUGCCCUGGACAGCAGAGUGGACAGCAGGUCUCUUACAGACAGUAGGUGUAGUGUAGUGUGUGUGCAGCAUCUGCAGUGUGGGUUUCCAUGGGGGAGAUUCGGUGCUGUGUUUGAGUUUCAGUCAUUAGGUGACUGGACUGUGAGGAGAAUCUGCAUGAAGAACAAGAUCCACUACACCUGCUUCACUACAGCUGCUGCAGCGUGUACAGAGCCAGUGUACAGCUCUCCUCUGGACCGUGUUCCUUUUGUGCUGUUUAUCACAGAAGGUUUACUGAAGCACUGUGACCUGCUGCAGCUGAUGGAGUCAACGUAUAACAUGACCCUCCUGGAGAGGAUCCACUGUCCAUCUCUACAGCAGCUGGGACCCACAGAUCUGUACGACAUCAUCACUGUUGAUGAGAACACAGCCAUUCUCCUGCAGGAACUGGUGGAGCUGGAGCAGGAGCGAGCAGCUGAGCGUGUUGUUCUGAGACUCUCGGCUCUUUCGCUGCAGUUCAGCCGCUGCUGGGUCAUUCUGCACUGCUCCGGUCACUACAGCUCUCUUGUGUGUGGUGAAGUGUUCAGUAACCUGUUGUUAAUUUACUCGGCCGCAGUUCUGUUUGGGCAGAAAACUGACCGUCUGGAUGUUAAGGUGUUGCUGGCAUAUAAUGUAGCUGAUGUAGCGCAUUGUGUGCAACAAGUCUGCUUCCACACUAUACUGAACUCACGGAGAGAUGUGUGUAGCUGGUUAGAGCGACAGUGGUUCAGCGUGCUGCUUACUGAGGAGGAGCAGUGUUUGCUGUAUUUCCCAUGUGUGAACUGUGUUGUAGCUCAGCUGCUGCUGAGUCGAAGUCUGUCUCUACAGUGGCUGCUGGAAGCUUCACACACUCAGCUAGAAGAGCUGUUUCCUGAGAUCUCACCUUCAGUUUUAAAGAUGUUCAGUGACAGUACAGCUGCAUACAGACUCAGUGCUGCUGCCAGGGAGUGUGAGGGUGACGUCAUACACAUCCACUGGGGUCUGGAUAAGGAUGAGCCUCUCCCCCCCACACACUCGGACCCAUUCCCCAUACACUCUACAGCAUCACACAGCGCGAGGUUCACCCAGGAGCCUGGAGCUGGGGGUAGUGGCUGGAUUGGGGCGGAGUGUCUGUGUCAGACCACACACUCACAGAAUUUGUCUGAAGAACCGACACAGUUACCAGGAGGGUUCAGUGGAGGUGAAACAGAUGAGCAGUGGACUCUGGAAGCAUCGUCUCUGAUGUCCAGUCUCUCUUUCUCACACUCACUCACUGUUCCCUGCUCACCGUUCACCCAGAAUCCCCCUCCUCCCCUAUCUCCUCCCCUCAUACCCCACCUGUCCCAUCAGCAGUGGGGAGGCAUGGGCUACAGGCCUGAGCAAUACACAGGGAGGAAAAGACCAGUAGGGGGCGCUGUACAUACAGUGUUUCCCCAGAGUAAGAGAGGGCGGCUUCUGUUUGAGCGAGUCCCAGGAAGGAGUGAUGGACAGACACGACUCAGGUUUUUCUGAACAAAUGCUGUCUCACACACACACACUCCUCACAUUAACACAUAACACAGUGUAAUGUAGAGUUUCUCAUGUGCUCAAAGACAAUAAACUUUGUUCUUUACGCCAAAUGUGUGUGUGUGUUUUAAAGAAGUCCUUCAGUGUGUUCUUCACCUGGGUUCAGAUGAAAAUGUGAUCAGAGCAAUGGGAGUGGGAUUAAAAAGCUCAUCAGAUUAUAUGAAUUCUACAUUUUGCUAUACACAGAUCAGGUAUAACAUUAUGACCACCUGCCAAAAUAUUUGUGUUGGUCUCCCUUUUGCUGCCAGAACAUCCCUGACCCGUCCUGCACUGUGUAUUCUGACCCCUUUCUAUCAGAACCAGCAUUAACUUCUUCAGCAGUUUGAUCAACAGUAGCUCGUCUGUUGGAUCGGAUCACACGGGCCAGCCUUCUCUCCCCACGUGCAUCAAUGAGCCUUGACCACCCAUGACCCUGUCACUGGUUCACCACCGUUCCUUCCGUGGACCACUUUUGAUAGAUACUGACCACUGCAGACCGGGAACACCCCACAAGAGCUGCAGUUUUGGAGAUGCUCUGAUCCAGUGGUCUAGCCAUCACAAUUAGGCCCUUUUGGUCAAACUCACUCAAAUCCUUACACUUGUCCAUUUUUCCGGCUUCUAACAUCAACUCUGAGGACAAAAUGUUGACUUGCUGCCUAAUAUAUCCCACCCACUAACAGGUGCCAUGAUGAGGAGAUACUCAGUCUUAUUCACUUCACCUCUCAGUGGUCAUAA
Hemibagrus wyckioides is the source of this 5739-nucleotide messenger RNA. RefSeq lists its product as uncharacterized. The coding region runs from base 1 to 4971 and encodes 1656 amino acids. The transcript has 29 exons. Gene Ontology annotation, cellular component: condensed nuclear chromosome. NCBI's taxonomy places the organism in Eukaryota, Metazoa, Chordata, Actinopteri, Siluriformes, Bagridae. Gene Ontology annotation, biological process: resolution of meiotic recombination intermediates. The record is from RefSeq and is a predicted model, not a curated record. Gene Ontology annotation, molecular function: ATP hydrolysis activity; single-stranded DNA binding.